Cynara cardunculus var. scolymus (artichoke) is the source of this 3277-nucleotide messenger RNA. Its product is annotated as AP-1 complex subunit gamma-2-like. Gene Ontology annotation, cellular component: Golgi apparatus; AP-1 adaptor complex; membrane coat. The record is from RefSeq and is a predicted model, not a curated record. Gene Ontology annotation, biological process: Golgi to vacuole transport; intracellular protein transport; receptor-mediated endocytosis. Gene Ontology annotation, molecular function: clathrin-cargo adaptor activity. The transcript is spliced from 18 exons. NCBI's taxonomy places the organism in Eukaryota, Viridiplantae, Streptophyta, Magnoliopsida, Asterales, Asteraceae. Bases 410 to 3046 code for a protein of 878 amino acids.
ACCCUUAGACUUAUAAUAACUUGAUAACACCCCUUGGUUAACAAUGGAUUAUAUGAAAAGAAUUGCAGUCGAGUGCUUCAUUUUCAAAGCAACAGACAAACACUCCCCCGUUUUCCAUCUUUCAUCUUUCGCCCACCCAAAAGUGGAAAAUUCUCAUACGCCCAAUUUUGAUUGAAUCCGGAUUCACCAUUAUCAUCUUCGUCUUCAGCUUCAUAUCAGCUUCAACAGAUCAAUUAAGUCUCAGAUCUUAAUUUGCUCUUCACAGAUCACCGUAGUUGAUCUUCCCCAGAUCUCGUCUGAAUUAUCAGCUUCUGUAUAAUCAUAUACCUAAUCGCCGGUUUAUUUAGUUUCGUUCUGCUGUAAUCUGGAUCUGAUCGAGCUUUCCCGCGGCUUCCAAGCGGACCCAAUCAUGAAUCCCUUCUCGUCAGGGACGCGUCUAAGGGACAUGAUUCGGGCAAUACGUGCCUGUAAAACUGCAGCAGAGGAACGUGCUGUUGUUAGAAAGGAGUGUGCUUCUAUUCGUGCAGCAGUUAGCGACAAUGACAAUGAUUAUAGACACCGUAAUUUGGCAAAGCUCAUGUUUAUUCACAUGCUAGGGUAUCCCACACAUUUUGGUCAAAUGGAAUGCCUCAAGUUAAUUGCAGCUCCUGGGUUUCCAGAGAAGAGAAUAGGAUAUCUUGGACUUAUGCUGCUUCUCGAUGAAAGACAGGAAGUUUUGAUGCUUGUCACCAAUUCAUUAAAGCAAGACCUUAACCAUACCAACCAGUAUAUUGUGGGACUGGCUCUUUGUGCUUUGGGCAAUAUAUGUUCUGCUGAAAUGGCUCGUGAUCUUGCACCUGAAGUUGAAAGGCUGCUGCAAUUUCGAGAUCCAAAUGUUCGGAAGAAAGCAGCACUAUGCUCUAUUAGGAUUGUAAAGAAAGUCCCCGACCUUGUAGAGAAUUUCGUAAACCCUGUUGCUUCCUUACUCAAAGAAAAGCAUCAUGGAGUUCUUUUAACUGCGAUGCAGCUUUGUGCAGAUCUGUGUAUACUGAGUGAAGAGGCUCUUGAAUAUUUCAAGAAGAGAUGCACGGAGGGCUUGGUAAAAGUUCUGAAGGACGCUGUGAACAGUCCAUAUGCUCCCGAAUACGACAUUUCUGGGAUUGCCGACCCUUUUCUUCAGAUAAGAUUGCUGCGCCUUUUACGCAUAUUGGGCCAUGGAGAUGCUGAUGCUAGUGAUUGCAUGAAUGAUGUUCUUGCUCAGGUGGCAACAAAAACUGAGUCAAACAAGAAUGCAGGGAAUGCCAUCCUUUAUGAAUGUGUAGAAACUAUUCUGAGCAUUGAAGAUAGUGGUGGCUUGCGUGUUCUUGCAAUUAAUAUUUUGGGGCGGUUCUUGUCAAACCGUGACAACAAUAUCAGAUAUGUUGCAUUGAACAUGCUGAUGAAAGCAAUAUCAGUCGAUGGUCAAGCCGUGCAGAGACAUCGUGCAACAAUCUUAGAAUGUGUGAAGGAUUCAGAUGCUUCAAUUCGCAAAAGAGCCCUUGAACUUGUGUAUCUUCUGGUGAAUGAGAGCAAUGUAAAACCUUUGACCAAGGAGUUAAUUGAUUAUCUGGAAGUAAGUGACCAGGACUUCAAGGGAGAUCUUACUGCAAGAAUUUGCUCCAUUGUGGAAAAGCUUUCCCCAGAUAAACUUUGGUACAUUGAUCAAAUGCUCAAGGUUCUUUGUGAGGCUGGAAAUUAUGUAAAGGAUGAAGUAUGGCAUGCUCUAAUUGUUGUCAUAACCAAUGCAUCUAACCUCCACGGAUAUACAGUAAGGUCACUCUAUAGAGCAAUCCAAACAUCAGUUGACCAGGAAGCAGUUGUUAGGGUGGCAGUAUGGUGCAUCGGAGAAUAUGGUGACUUGUUGAUGAACAAUACUGGAAUGCUUGAUCUAGAGGAACCUAUAACUGUAACAGAAUCUGAUGCAGUGGAUGUUAUAGAACUUGCUAUCAAGCGCCAUACAUCUGAUCUUACUACUAGGGCAAUGUGUUUGAUUGCUUUGCUGAAGCUGUCUUCACGUUUCCCUUCUUCUUCACAGAGAAUAAAAGACAUUGUUACUCAAUCUAAAGGAAGCCUUCUGCUUGAACUGCAGCAGAGAUCAAUUGAGUUUGAUUCCAUAAUUGAAAAGCAUCAAAAUUUAAGGGCUGCCCUGGUUGAGAGGAUGCCAGUUCUUGAUGAAGCCACUUACAGUGGAAGGAGGUCUGGUUCUGUGCCAGCAGCUGUUUCCACCUCACAGGGAAAUGCACUACAUCUUCCAAAUGGAGUUGCCAAAAUGGCUGAUGCCCCUCUAUUAGACUUGCUUGAUCUAAGUGUAGAUGAACCUGCAGCACCUAAUUCUUCGGGUGGCAAUUUUCUUCAGGACCUUCUUGGUGCUGAUAUCUCAUCAUCUUCAUCACAAUCAGUUUCAGGUAAAAUUCAGGCACAAAAAAGUGGCACAGAUGUUCUGCUGGAUCUAUUGUCAACCGGGUCAGCUCCGGCUCAAAACGGCUCAUCUACACCUGAUAUAUUUUCCAUAAGUCAAGAUAAUAAAACUUCAAUUAGUGCUUUAGAUAGUCUUUCAUCACCUAUGGUACCGCCAGUACAAGCCUCGCCUAUAACAGGAGGUUCCCCUAUGGACUUGUUAGACGGAUUUGGUCCUAACCCCCCAGUACCUAAAGACAAUGGUCCUGCACAUCCACCAAUUGUUGCAUUUGAGAGCAGUUCGUUGAAGAUAAUUUUCAACUUCUCUAAGGAACCCGAAAGUCCGCAGACAACACUCAUUGAGGCAAAUUUUACAAACAAGUCUUCAGAGGUUUAUACAGAUUUCAUCUUCCAGGCAGCAGUGCCGAAAUUCCUUCAGUUGCAUUUAGAGCCUGCUAGUGGUAAUACUCUUCCUUCGAGUAGCAGUGGAUCAAUAACACAGAAAUUACGAGUUACCAACAAUCAACACGGCAAGAAAUCGAUCAUGAUGCGUAUACGAAUAAGCUACAAGUUGAAUGGGAAAGAUAUGUUGGAAGAAGGGCAAAUCAGUAACAUCCCUCGCGACUUGUGAGGUUGGUGUGUAGUGUUUUUUAGUGCAAUUUUUUGGUUUUGUUGUUUACUCUUUUUCAAUUUCAUAUAUUAAUUGGGAGUUGGGGUUUAUAGAGACAAUGUGGGUUGUAAUAUGUAGGCAUUUGGAUUGUUGAGUUAAGAACUUGUCUUUUUCUUCCUUCAAAUGUGGUUUUUGUAUAUUAUGAAAACAAAACAUAAUUUUGUAUGCAAUUGUGAGGAUCAAAUUUUGCUC